Limanda limanda (common dab) is the source of this 2771-nucleotide messenger RNA. RefSeq names its product interleukin 12 receptor, beta 2a (gene il12rb2). NCBI's taxonomy places the organism in Eukaryota, Metazoa, Chordata, Actinopteri, Pleuronectiformes, Pleuronectidae. Bases 1 to 2388 code for a protein of 795 amino acids. The transcript is spliced from 15 exons. The record is from RefSeq and is a predicted model, not a curated record. Gene Ontology annotation, molecular function: protein binding.
AUGUCUCAAACAUGCUCCGUCCUCAUCGCCGCUGCACUGCUGGUGGUGCAGCUUUGCAUGGGUGAGAAGUCCUGCACCAUCUGGUCAGAAGCUGGAGCCGUGGUGCAGCGAUACACCAGUUUUAGGUUGUACUGCACCUUUAACUGCAAGUGCAAUGGAUCCAUGUACAGUGGCCACCCGUCAACACUCGAGAUACACACUGAGCUGAAUUCUACAACCAUAUAUUUUAAGGUGGUGAACAUAACAAAGAACAGGACUUACAGCUGUCAGUGUAACUGUUCUCCGACACUGGACCCCUGUGGACUGGACAUCUUCACUGGGUAUGUACCAGAUCGUCCUAAAAACCUGUCAUGCAUCUACAAGGUCUUAAAUAAUACAAGUGGAGAUGUGCUGUGCACUUGGAACCCAGGAAGGCACACUUAUCGUAGAGACAAAACAGAGCUGUGGUUGAGAACUGUAGCAGGAAAUCACAAGAGUAAACCAGAGCCAAACAAUGUCUCCAGUAAGGGAACUGGCUCACUGUCCGUUAGGUUCACUGUCCUCAGGUCUGUGCAGCUCAUCUACGUGUGGGUUAAAGCCUGCAAUGACCUGGGCCGUGUGGAGUCUGACACCGUUAACUACUCCCUCACUGACAUCGCAACGCCGUCACCUCCUGUUCUUGGGCGACCAGAGUGCUCCUCCCGGGAGUGCAUUUUCACAGUGGAACAGCCUGUGAGGACUAAGCACCUGCAGAUCCAGUACAAAGCAGCAGAACAGACAUGGACAUCUCACCCAGAUCUAAGCGUACCGAUGAGUACAGUUCCGGCUCGUUCCAUCUCCUCUCUGGAGCCCUACAGUUUGUACCAUUUCAGAGUCCGAUCCAGCUUCAGCAACGGCCUGUGGAGUCAGUGGAGCACAAACGCUUCCAGCAGGACUCAGGAGGAGGCUCCUGAAAAAGAGUUGGACGUAUGGUACGAUGCGUUUGAAUUACAAUCCCUGAGAGUUUACUGGAAGGAGCCGCACAUUUCCAUCGCAAGAGGAAAGAUCCUAGGGUACAGCGUCAGAGUUUACCGUCCAGACUCUGGACUGGACCUUGUCACUAACUUCAGCCAGCAUGCCAGGAAUUAUUCUGUCCGAAAUUGUGCUACCUGUGAAGUGACUGUGUGGGCUCGCAACUCCAAAGGGUUGUCGCCUCCUGCUACAAUCACACAUCACACAAAAGCCAAGUCCUCUCAGGAUGUGCAAGUAACCACUGGCAACCACAAUGUCACCAUCUCCUGGAGCGAGCCUGAAACUGCACUGUUACCAGCCUCCUAUGUGGUGGAGUGGUACCCACAGGGUCAGAAGAUGGAGGAACUCAGAUGGGUCCGACUGGGCGGCAGUGACGACCAUGCAGUCAUCACAGGUAUUAAGCCAUUUGAAUGCUACGAGGGGGCAGUGUAUGUUUUCAAUAGCGACAGCUCAGUGACCAGGAUGAUGUUUUCAGGUGUCACAACUUUGGAGUCAGCCCCAGAGGUUGGUCCAUCGUUCCAAGAGACGGUCGAGGGACAAGUAGUGAAGGUGACCUGGACGGAGCUUCCCAGGAGCAAGCAGAGGGGCUGUAUCACCAACUACACCAUCUAUUUAGAGAACAGCAGUGGACACCAGCAGCGAUACUCCGUACCAGCAUCGGACAGGACGUAUGUGAUCCAGCCCCUUUCUCCUGCCGUCUACAGCCUGUGGAUGACUGCGUCCACCGCUGAGGGAGAGGGGCCUGUGGGUCAACAAAUGAAGUUCCUAAUCCAGCAGGGAACUCUACUGACCAAGGUCCUUGUGUUUGGUACCAUUGCCCUGAUUGUGGUUAUAGUUUGCCUGUGCCAUUUGUCAGCAGUAAACCAGAAGUUCUGGGUGUUUUGCCAGUGCCUCAUGCUCGAUAUUGUCCCAGAUCCUGCAAACAGCAAGUGGGCAAAAGAGUGUACCCAUGAAAAGGGCAAGAUGAACCUCCAGCAGCAGCACAGUAACUCCAGUACAACAGAGGAGGAGGAGGAGGAGCCAAUCCUGGUCGAAAUUGAGGAGCUGCCCAGGCAGAGCGGUAGCAUCUCCAUAUCAACAAAUGUGUCCUCGCAACUCCCUCCUCAGAUCAGCCGGAGCUUAGACGCCACGCCACCGUACCCUGCGACCACCUACAUCAAGAGCCUCUCCCAUGAUUCUGACAGCUCCGACCACACACAAAGCUCAACUGUCGACUACAUCUCAUCACACGGUCUGGGAGAUAUGGAGGAGGAUCAGGAAGAGGAGGAUCAGGAGGAGGAGAUGCUGGGUUUCUCCCCCAGUCACCACCUCUUCAGCGGGCCCAUGAGCUUCGGAGGAAAGUUAACUCUGGACGCGGUGAAAAUUGACUUCUGUAGUGACUUCUUUCAGGAAAGCUAAUGUGAAAGCGGAACUCUCCGGUUGGGAGAUAACGAAGGACACAAUAAAAGUUUCAGUAUGUUGUUUGGAUCACACUGGGACAUACAUGAACUACCUCUUUACUUGUAAUCAGAACUGUAAAACAAACAGUCUAGCGCUAAACUAAGCAGUAAUCAUCGACUUAAAAUGUUCUUAAGUCCAAAUUGUAUGCAUUAUCCUUUUUCUUCCCAGAAUGGCUAUAUACUAAUACGAUUACAUUUCUGCCUGUUUGAGUUGAAAGUUACUGGAAAAAACUAAUAGGAUGUGAAAGGUCUUUUUCUUUAAAUAUUCAUCAACAUACUAGAAACAGGAGGAUCAGUCAUAUUCAGAGCUGCCCUUAAAAUAUCUUCAACUAAUCACCAUGU